Molecule: messenger RNA, 508 nt
Organism: Westerdykella ornata
Lineage: Eukaryota; Fungi; Ascomycota; Dothideomycetes; Pleosporales; Sporormiaceae
Exons: 1
Coding region: 115-399 (94 amino acids)
Source: RefSeq, a predicted model, not a curated record
CCCUCCGUUAGCACCAGCCCAGCCCAACCAGCGCUUGACACCACCACGACUGUUGUCCUCUGUGUCUCUCUGUCUCUCUCAAUCUCUUCAUUACUCUCCAUCUCCCCACGGCAAAUGACGGAUCCGACGCCUCCUGUCUGGCAUACAAUGACGGCGCCAGGGAUCCCCAGGACACGCAAACACGCAAAAAAUCACAAUGCUCGCCGAAGCGGUGUCGCGGGUUGCACCAUGGUCUGCAUCGUCUGCACCUCUCUCCCAGCGGCAACCACCGUCCCGCUUGUCUUCGCCCGAUUGGGACGGGAGCCUCUCCCCACGCCGGGUCCUGGAAUGCUCACUGGCUCCUCGCGCCUGGUCGUCGUCGCUUCGGGCAAGCUGGCUUGCAGACGUGUUGCUCGCUGAGGCCGCGCCGCAGCAGCCAUGUGCAGGGGAGGCUUGCACCUCACCGCACCCUCCCGGGAGUCCUGGCCGCCCAUCUUACCGUCGAGCGGUCGGGGCGCGCGAUCGAGGC